Bactrocera dorsalis (oriental fruit fly) is the source of this 3276-nucleotide messenger RNA. It is a transcript of the gene RanBP3, whose product is annotated as ran-binding protein 3. Gene Ontology annotation, biological process: protein export from nucleus. Gene Ontology annotation, molecular function: GTPase activator activity. The record is from RefSeq and is a predicted model, not a curated record. Bases 145 to 1455 code for a protein of 436 amino acids. The transcript is spliced from 6 exons. Gene Ontology annotation, cellular component: nuclear pore; cytoplasm. NCBI's taxonomy places the organism in Eukaryota, Metazoa, Arthropoda, Insecta, Diptera, Tephritidae.
UCUUGACAUUUUGCAUACGCUUUUUCUGGCUUCCUUCUCGACGAAGUUUGACAAUUCAGCGUUUAAUUUGCAAAAACUCGAAAAGACUUUCAUUCAUUUCAUUUUUUUAAUAAAUUCUAUUAGCUUAAAAAGUAUACAUUUAAAAUGUCUGAGAAUAAUGAUACCUCCAACGAAUCAAACAGUCUUGGUAGCGAUUCAAUUUUGCAGUCAUCGCGGUUAACUGGCGGUGGUGUAAAUCCGGUUAUACGCUCGGGAGUAUUGCGACCGUCAGUACUUGGUCCUUCAGUUUUGGGUGCAGCAGCGCUGAGCAACAGCAACAACAAUUCGCUUGCCAAUGUGAAUGCAAAUUCGAUUUCCAAUUCAACAGCUACUAGUAAUAAUGGUGAUGACGAAGAGGACUCUGUAAGCAGCACAACCAAUCAUAAUCCUUUCAUGCGGGAACAGAAGGACGAUGAGGAGGAGGAGGAGAGCACAGAAAAUGAUUCGAAUGCUGCAGAAGGAGCUGUUGGAGGCGAAGCAACCAAUGAGAAGACGACGGAAGACAAAAAGUCGGCAGACGAUGAUGAACCAGAUGAACGGUCCGAUCCUUUAAGCUUGCUUCGCAAAAAUGGGCUCGAACGAUCAAAUCUUUUUGCCGCGGCCAAAAGCUCUAUGCCGCUGGUGGAAAAAUCAGGUUUUGUUUUUGGACAAAAUGUGCAUGAACGUGUUGUUGGGGAGAAUAUUAAUCCUGAUGGUGUACAGAAAGCAGACAAUUCCGAGGCAAGCUGUUCUACUACUGGAGAAUUGCUGUUUUCAAGUGUUAUACAAAAUGCAGCAAAGGCAGUGGAGUCUGACAAAGGUGCCACGCCAAAAGAGAAUGAAACAAAGACACUAACCGAUGUAGCGCGUGAAUACGAAGAAAGUCGUGCUCAGAAGCGCAAAUACGAGGAGGUGGAAACAUUCACAGGCGAAGAGAAUGAAAUAAAUAUUGUCGAUGUAAAUUGUAAGUUAUUUGCCUUCGUCAACAGCAACUGGGAAGAGCGCGGGCGUGGCAGUCUUCGUUUGAAUGACUCUAAAAAUGAGCAAGAAUGCUCUCGAGUUGUGUUUAGAACAUCGGGCAAUCUGCGCCUUUUGCUUAAUACAAAAGUUUGGGCUGGUAUGGUAGCUCAACGUCCAAGCAACAAAUCACUGCGCCUUACUGCAAUGGACAAUACUGGUAAAAUCAAAAUAUUUUUAGUGAUGGGGCGUCCGGCGGACAUGGCGCUACUACAUAAAGAAUUAUUAGAGAGAAUCGAACUCCGAAAAGUAUCACAUCCAGAAGAAUGCCGUGCGCCGACAGAAACGAAAAAUGGAAUAGGAUCAACAGCCAAUCAUGAAGAGGAGGCAAAAGAAGCUGAAGCCACCGCUGUACCAGAUCACGAAGAUUGCACAGAGCCAAGUCCCAAAAAGCCAUUGGUUAAUGAGGGAAAGAACUAAUACACCGUUUUUAUAAAACAAAAAAGAAAAUUAAUAAAAAUAAUAAACUCUUAAUUUAUAUUUUGGAAAAGAAAAAAAUGUAAUAAGUAUUUGAAGAAUUGAAAAUGAAUGCACACAACAUGGACUGCAUAAAUCCUGUUAAUGAAUUUUAAAAAAACUCAAUAUGUCCAAAUUCAGCGAAAAACUGAUAAAGUAACGGUUAUGGCUAAAGCGAAACAUUGAUUUCUUUUGUACCGUAUAAACAACAACGAAUUACACAGCGCAGUAGAAAUGUUUUCUAGAUCCAACUGGCAGUUAUACACAACUGUUUAUAAAUAUUUACUAGAUAGUUAGUAGGCGGUAGGAAAAGGUUCGAGCUCAGCGCCAAAAUAUGCAAUGUUGCUGAGUUUUAAUUAAAUUUAUCAGUGAAUAACGUGAUUUACCAAUUUUAUUUGUAGGCGUUUUGCGAAUUUCCAAUUCAAAAACGUUUCUCAUAUGCAUAAAUUUAAUUUAUGAUUUUACCUACCAAACAUACAAAAAAUGCAAAUCUCCAAUCAUAUCAUUUCUCUAUUGCAUGUGCUUUAUGUGUGGGAUAUUUCAUUUAUUUUCUAUUAUUAAGCUACCUACCGAUUUUCCAUACAUUUGUGCUCUGCAUAUAAACUACAACAAUAAUAUGUUUAUAUAUAUUUUUAAUAAUGAAUUGUAGUAUAAAUGAAAGCAAAGUUGAAAACAAAGAAUAUUUGAAAAGCAUUUGGAAGAAGAAGCAAAUAAAAUGAAAUAAAUUUAGAUUUCUGUUCCUUACAUAACAAUAAAAACUGGUCAUUUUAUUCAUUAUUGAGCAUGUGGAAGUGGAACAAAUGGCAUUGCAAGCACUUUACUUUGAUUGUACUUUUCUUUGAAGAUUUUGGACGUGGUUUACAAUUAUGUAUCAACCUGAAGCUGCUACUGGUUGCUAAUAAUCUUGAAAUUAGAAGCUGAUAGUGGUUUCUGUUAAGCGUUUCCUUUACGCAGGAAGUUGGUGCGAACAACUUGAUUGUCCAUUGUUCCUUCUACCUUGAAAAUGCUGUUAUCAAACUCAUCAGUCGUUCGAAAUUUGGGUAGUUUUGUUAGCUCAGUUGAUUUUGGAUGUUGGCCUUUUGCGAAUUUACACAAAUUAGGUGCUUUGUGUUAAUAGCAACAACUAAAGCUUCACAUUUAAACGAACAAAUCAGCGGCACAUUUUUUACUUACCGAGUAUUUGUUCAAUUCACAACCUGUCAUAAAGCAUCGUAAAAUCGUAAAAUUAUAAAUUUUUACUUACCGAGAAUCUUUCCGUAAAACACUUUUAAAGAUCGGAAAUGCAUUUUGUUAUUUUUUUAAUAGUAAAAAUAUGUAUUCUAUUACAUUCUAUUGAUUUUCUUCUUAUUUUCGUCAACUCUUCUAGCCGUCUACACUACUCAUUUAUAUGUAUAGUAUGUAUGUAUAUGCACUAAACAAAUGCUGCAUACAAUAUAACAAUCACUACUUGAAAUUUAAAAAUUUUCACCACACUGGGUGUCAAAGAGGGUAUAUUUAUUGCACAAGCGAACAUUAUAGAUGUACGUAUAAUUAAGGGCAUGCAAUUUUCUUGGUUCAAUAAGCAAAAAAAAAAAAUUAUAUAUAUACAUGUUUAUUUCCUUCGAAUUGACACAUUUUAAUUUAUCGACAAUUAUUUGCUAUAAGAAGUUACACGCUUUUUACAUGAUAUACCUACACAUCUUACAUAAUUUGUAUAUUAAUAAGUUAAAUCAUUUGAUUUUACAACCUUACAAGAAAUAAUUAAUAUGACUUAAAAUACUUUCUACAAUUUAUUUAUUUUUUUUU